UGUUACCGCUAACUUUGUGGCGGUAUACUUUUCGCAUUGCAGGGAGGAGUCAGACGUUAGUUUCUUCAUUAAAGUGGCAUAUUUAUUGAUUUAUCGCCGUCUUUACAGCAUGUUUAGCAGCCUGAACCCAUAAUGUAGGUCGCGCAUAUCUCUGACGUACAGCUAUCGACGAGUUAUCGUGUAAUCUUUCGGCAGAAGACCGAAGGAAACAGGAAGGCGGAACAAUAAAUAAUUCACCAGAGGGAUCCGUCGUAGGCGACCAUGUCUAUGGCCCUGAAGCAAGUCUUCAACAAAGACAGAACGUUCCGGCCCAAGCGCAAGUUCGAGCCUGGCACGCAACGCUUCGAGCUGCACAAGAAGGCGCAGGCGUCUCUAAACGCGGGCCUGGACCUGAAGCAGGCCGUGCAGCUGCCGCACGGCGAGGACCUCAACGACUGGGUGGCCGUCCACGUGGUCGACUUCUUCAACCGCAUCAACCUCAUCUACGGCACAAUCAGCGACUCCUGCACCGACCAGACCUGCCCCGUCAUGUCCGGCGGGCCCAAGUACGAAUACCGCUGGCAGGACGAGCACAAGUACAAGAGGCCGACCGCGCUGUCCGCGCCCAAGUACAUGAGUCUGCUCAUGGACUGGAUCGAGGUACAGAUCAACAACGAGAACAUCUUCCCCACCAACGUUGGUACUCCCUUCCCUAAGUGCUUCAUGCAGGUGGCUAAGAAGAUUUUGUCUCGUCUAUUCCGGGUGUUUGUCCACGUCUACAUCCACCACUUCGACCGGGUCUCCCAGAUGGGGGCCGAGGCGCACGUCAACACCUGCUACAAGCAUUUCUAUUACUUUGUCACUGAGUUCAACCUGACGGACCACAAAGAACUGGAACCCCUGAAAGAGAUGACUGCUCGAAUGUGCCACUGAGGGACCUGAGGACACGUCCGUCCACCCGUCCAUCCGUCCAUCUCCACGACUGAAUCAGAGAGAGAAAUGGGAGCAAAGAAAUCCAGAGUCUAUUUUUAUAUUUAAGUACUGUAAUCUAUUUUAUCCAUUCUUUAGGUUUUCAACAAGAACAUUCUCGUGUGAGGCAAACUAUUCCUUUAAAAAAGAAAAAACAAAAGAAAGAAAUCCUCUUGCAGACAUCAGAGCACAGUAUUAAGAGGUGUAUGUUUGUGUUCAUGUUUUUCUGUUUUAUUUCAAUCAUUCCGCCAUGCUAUCUCCUUCCUCUCGGUUUAAAAUGAUCUGAAAUUAGAUUUUUAUUUCUGACUGUAAGUCUUAAAAAUCACUAUGUUGUUACAUUAAAGUGAUUUCUAAUCUCUUUUAA
Gambusia affinis (western mosquitofish) is the source of this 1312-nucleotide messenger RNA. RefSeq names its product MOB kinase activator 3A (gene mob3a). Gene Ontology annotation, cellular component: nucleus; cytoplasm. Gene Ontology annotation, biological process: signal transduction; positive regulation of protein phosphorylation. The coding region runs from base 262 to 912 and encodes 216 amino acids. Gene Ontology annotation, molecular function: protein kinase activator activity. The transcript has 4 exons. The record is from RefSeq and is a predicted model, not a curated record. NCBI's taxonomy places the organism in Eukaryota, Metazoa, Chordata, Actinopteri, Cyprinodontiformes, Poeciliidae.